CUACUUCAGCUCUGGGUCGAGACACAAAGGAGCUUUGUUGGCAUCCGGAAAAUAAUAUUAACUUGCAAUAUAAAUAUCAUCAUUAUCAUCCAACACUACUGUAAAUAGCCUACUUGUUAGAUUUUCACAGCCUCUGUGAGGCCUCAGUCGGUAAGGAGUCAGGAUGGGUAUUUGGGGUGCGAAGAUAAGGGGAGCUGUUCUCUGUCUCUGCUUCAGUUUGCUCUGUGGACUGACACCUUCUCACACUGCUGGUGCGAAGUGUGGGGCUCCCCGGGUGAGGAGCUUGCUAGACCGGUCAUUGAGGGUGGUAGGAGGAACUGAGGCCAGACACGGCUCGCACCCAUGGCUGGUCUCUCUGAGGUCCAGAGGGGCUCAUUUCUGCGGAGGGGCUAUCCUCAGUGACCGCUGGAUCCUGACAGCUGCCCACUGUGUGGCCAGCAUCUCUGAUGAGUUCCUGGGGGAAGUGAGCGUUGUCAUUGGAGAACAUGACCGCAGGGUUCCUGAUGCUGAGGAACAGGCCUUCACCGUGAGGAACAUCAGAGUCCACGACAAGUACCGCUACUACUGGCCAAUGAACUAUGACGUUGCCCUAUUAGAGCUCAACAAACUAAUCCAAUUGGGUAGUCGGGUCCAGCCCAUCUGCCUGCCUGUACCCAGUGAGGCCUUCCCCCCCAGGUCCAACUGUGUCAUCGCAGGAUGGGGUCGCAUCACAGAACGUGGCAGACUGCCUGCUGUUCUGAGGGAGGUGCAGCUGGAGCUGUUGGAGAAGGCCAGUUGUAGCUAUGUGCUCCAGACCCUCCGCCCCCCCAAGCCCAGCUACACCGUGCUCUGUGCUGGCUACGAGAGCGGGGGCAGGGACGCCUGCCAGGGGGAUUCAGGGAGUCCUCUGGUGUGUCCGUGGGGGGGUGGCCACUGGGUGCUGGCUGGAGUAACAUCCUGGGGUAAGGGCUGUGGAAGGAGCUGGAGCAACAACGAGGGAAGGAGCCCGUCCAGGAGAGGUUCCCCGGGGGUCUUCACCGACGUCAGCCUGCUCCUGCCCUGGAUCAAGACCACCAUCAGGGGCCUGGAAGCUCCCAUGAGGACACAUAGCCUGUGCAGUGUUAAAGAUGGGCACGUUUCUGGCCAUGAAGGACUGAUCAGAAACCCCUCCUUCCAAGGUCAUCACUAUGAAAACAAUGAGCUGUGCUCCUGGUCUGUCCUGGUCCCUCCAGCCCAGUGGAUCCUGCUGGAGUUCCUGGAGAUGGACCUGGAGAACGACUCUCUCUGCUACUCCGAUCAGCUGGUAGUCUCUCUAACCAAGGACAAGCCCGUGGGUGAGGCGAGGUUCUGUGGCAGUACCCUCCCUGGACCCGUGCUGCUCCACUCCCAUGGUGCAUCUGUGCUCUUCGCCUCUGAUGUAACAGUGACAGGAAGAGGAUUUGCCCUCAGGUUCAGUGCUGUGGACGGAGAUUCUCUGUCGGAGACAGUGUGUGGCACAGUGGUGCUCCAGCAGGCUCAGAAGGCAGUACACAGUCCCAACUACCCAGAAUCCUACAGCAACAACUCUGUUUGCCGCUGGGUCAUCUACGCUCCCGAGGGCCACGUCAUCAAGCUGGACUUUGAGGACUUUGACUUGGAGCAGUCCCAUCACUGCGAGUACGACCGCCUGACUGUGUUUGGAGAUGUGCACAACAGAGAGGAUAUAGCUGUGCUGUGUGGGCCAGGCAUCCCUCCCUCCAUCCUGACCUACGACAACGUGAUGGUGCUGCAGUUCAGCUCUGACGGCUCGGUCACGCGCAGGGGCUUCAACGCCACGCUCUCCUUCAUCAGCCACACCGACCUGCAGCAGCAGGAGUACAGCCACCUGGAGGGGAGGAUGGACGACCAGGAUGAAGAUGAAGAGCAUGAGGAGGAUGAUGUCAGUCUUCGUUAUGCUUUGCCUGGGUUCACACACACAUGUGGAAUGGCUCAUCCUCCUGUUGCUCUAGCUCUAGGGGCUUCUCCAGGGGAGGGGGGUCCUCUACGACAGUCUUUACCCUGGGACGUGCACCUUAGCCUGGGCACCGAGCACGUCUGCUCUGGGGCCAUCCUCCAGCCCUCCAGGGUCCUCACUGCAGCACACUGCCUCAUUGGCCUGGAGGAGAGAUCCCUGUGGUUGCUGUCUGUGGGGAAAGGAGAGCCUGGUCAACAGAGGCAUGCCGUGAGCAGGGUGCUCCUCCACCCCCACUACGACCCCGUCACCCAGGACAACGAUGUGGCUCUGUUGGAACUAGCCACGCCUCUUCUCCUCAAUGAGCACGCUCAGCCCGUCUGGCUUCCUGGCUCAGGACAGGAAGUCCCGCCCACUCAGGGGUGCACAGUGUCAGAGUGGGAGGAGCAUACAGGGGGGGUGUGGAACAGCACAGUAGGACAGCAGACGGUUUGUCUAGUUAGCCUCGCUGACUGUGAGAGCUGCUACCCGGGAAGACUCAGCCCAACAAUGCUGUGUGCCCGAUCUACGCACUACAACACCCAGCAGCCCUGCAGGGUGGGGUCUGGUGCUCCCCUGGUGUGUCAGAGGGAGGACUCCCACCCUGUGCUCCUGGGUCUGGGCAGCUGGGGGGAGGGCUGUGGAAGCCACCGGAAGCCUGGUGUGUUCUCCUCCAUGGCUGCCGUCAGGGGCUGGAUCCAGGACCAGCUGCAGGGUGCUCUCGGCCUAGCAGUCCCAGACGACCAGACUAGCAGUGACUCUCAACAGGAGCAACUCACCUCAGGACAAUGACUGCUCUGGAGAUUCCAGACCUCUAGCGGAGGACAGACUAAACUGACAAACACCAAUGCAGUGCACUGCAAAUGCUCUACUACUGCAAUUCAGAAUCCUGAAUACCACCAUCCAUUUGCACAUUUUCAUUUUUUUACUGUCUCUUACUGUAUACUUGUAUUAAUUCAGACUGUGGUGUCACCUUUCUGUGUCAACUGCUGUCUCUGGAGGAGGGGAUCCCUCACUGAAUCGCUCCUCCUAAGGUUUCUUCCAUUUUUUCAGUUUUCCUGGGAGUUUUUCCUUGUCUUCUUUGAGGGUUUAGGUUGGUUUAGGUUUAGGUCUGCAUAUGUGAAGCCCUCUGCAAUAUUGCCUGUACAAAGGGCUCUACAAAUACAAUUGGAUUUUAGAUGAUUUUUCUAGAAAUACCUGUUAGCAUUUUUUCUUUAUUAGCAUAAGUGUUGUAUUAGCAUGUGUUCAGUGGUAGCAUGUGCUUUGUGUUAGCAGCAUGUGCUUUUAGUUAGCAGCAUGUGUGUUGUAUUAACCUGUACUCGGUUAGCAUUUGUUCUGUGUUAGCUAUGUGUUAUCCUACAUUAUGUGUUAACUUGUGUUCUUUGUUAGCCUGUAUCUUGUAUUAAUUAACCUGUGCAAGAGUAAAGUAUACCUUGAUCUGCAGUUUUAUUGCAGAAAUCAAGCCCAGUUAAAGUGACAUGGUGUAAUACAUUGUUGGCAAUGUGUUUGUAUAGCUAAGGUUGAUAAAUUAUUUUUUGAUGUCUUAAAUGUUCUCAUUGUUGAAAGUAAC
Osmerus eperlanus (European smelt) is the source of this 3518-nucleotide messenger RNA. RefSeq names its product ovochymase-2. The record is from RefSeq and is a predicted model, not a curated record. Lineage: Eukaryota; Metazoa; Chordata; Actinopteri; Osmeriformes; Osmeridae. Gene Ontology annotation, biological process: acrosome reaction; proteolysis. Gene Ontology annotation, molecular function: serine-type endopeptidase activity. The coding region runs from base 164 to 2740 and encodes 858 amino acids. The transcript has 21 exons.